Pristis pectinata (smalltooth sawfish) is the source of this 2714-nucleotide messenger RNA. It is a transcript of the gene caprin1b, whose product is annotated as cell cycle associated protein 1b. NCBI's taxonomy places the organism in Eukaryota, Metazoa, Chordata, Chondrichthyes, Rhinopristiformes, Pristidae. The coding region runs from base 295 to 2439 and encodes 714 amino acids. Gene Ontology annotation, molecular function: RNA binding. The record is from RefSeq and is a predicted model, not a curated record. The transcript is spliced from 18 exons. Gene Ontology annotation, cellular component: cytoplasm.
GGCGGCGGCCGGUCGGUUGGGAACUGCUUCGCGGGAUGGCGGCGCGACGCGGACAGGCGCGCCUGGUGGGGUCCUGGGCGGCCGGCCGGAGGUGCGCGCCCGCUGCGCGCUCCCGCUCCUCGGUGUCGGCGGUGCUGUGGCGCGGAGAGUCCGGGCGCGUCCCUUCCCAGUCUCCUCGUUUCAACAAAAGUCGGAACUUUUUUUCCCCCCUGACGAGCCUGUUUCCUUUUCAUUUUAUAUAUUUUUUUCUUUUAAGAAAAAUCUAAAUCAAUUUUAAUUUCACCAAGAGAGAAAAUGCCAGCAGCCACCGCCACCAAAGCGGCCGAAUCCCGAUCCUCUUCCGCCGCCGGAGCCGAGGCGGCCGCCGCCGCCGCAGCGGCGAGUCUCCAGGCCGGACAGGGGCAGGCGGCGCACCCGCAGAAUGAGGCGCUCAGGCAGGUUCUCAAUGUCAUCGACAAGAAAGUGCGCAACAUGGAGAAGAAGAAGGGCAAACUGGACGACUACCAAGAAAGACUCGACAGAGGAGAAGUACUUAACCAAGACCAACUGGAAGCUGUUGGAAAGUUACAGGAAGUUGCAAAUAACCUGGAGUUUGCUCGUGAAUUGCAACGGAGCUUCAUUACAUUAGGCCAAGAUAUCCAGAAAUCACUGAAGAAAGCAGCUCGUCGGGAACAAUUGAUGCGAGAAGAAGUGGAGCAAAAGCGGUUAAAAACGGUCCUUGAGCUACAGUAUGUUUUGGACAAAUUGGGUGAUGAUGAUACACGCACUGACUUGAAACAAGGUUGGAAUGGGUCCUCUGUGCUCACUGAAGAAGAACUGGCAAUGUUGGAUGAAUUUUACAAGCUGGUACAACCUGAACGAGACAUGAACCUAAGGCUGUGUGAACAAUUUGAACAAGCGUCAGUGCACUUAUGGGACCUACUGGAAGGCAAAGACAAGAAAGUUGGGGCCACAACUUACAAGAGCCUUAAGGCAAUUGUCAAUAGACUCCUACAGAGUGGCUACUUUGACAGUAUUCAUAAUCACCAGAAUGGUAUAUGUGAAGAGGAGGAACCUUCACCAGUGCCUGUUGAGGAACAGCCUCCAGAACCAGAACCUGAAGCAGUUGAAGAAUAUGUGGAACAAACUGAUGUGGAGGCAAGAGAAUUUGUGAACAGGCAGUUCAUUGCGGAGACGCAAUUCAGCAGUAGCCAGAAAGAGCAAGCUGACGAAUGGAAUACAGAAACUGUUGAGGUUGUAAAUUCACUGCAGCAGCAACCUCAACAACAGGUGCAGCCGCCAACAGUACCUGAAAACCAUGCACUGAACACUGUUGCUCCCUCAGAUCCCUUGGUCAGAAGGCAGAGGGUACAAGAUCUUAUGGCACAAAUGCAAGGAACCUUCAACUUUAUUCAAGAAUCCAUGCUUGAAUUUGAGAGUCAAGCAAUGGACCCUGCCAUUGUUUCAGCGCAGCCCAUGAAUACUGCACAAUCCAUGGAGAUGCAACAAAUGGUCUGUACACAAGUGCACAGUGAAUCCAGGCAUGGACAGCCCAAUGCAGUUUCUGUUCAGUCAGAAGCCACACAGGUACCUUUGGUAUCAUCCACAACUGAACCAUAUGUACCAUCUCAGCCUAUGUACCAGCCUUCCCAUAUGACAGAGCAAAGAACCCAGAAAGAAUCCAUGGAAUCUAUUCAGACUACUAUGUCACUGACUUCUGAACAGACUCCAGUAUCAACAGCACUUCCUGUUGCUUCCCAGUCACAAGCUUUCAAGGCUCCUCCUACUAAACCUCUCCAUAGCAGUGGCAUAAAUGUGAAUGCUGCUCCAUUCCAAUCAAUGCAAACGGUGUUUAAUAUGAAUGCACCAGUGCCUCCUGCCAGUGACCCAGACUCACUCAAACAACAGAGUCCCUAUCAGGCCAGCUACAGCCAAGGUUUCAGUAGCCAGCCUCAGCAUCAGGUGGAGCAAUCUGAAUUGCAGCAGGAAACACUUGCAACUGUGGUUAGUCCUUACCAUGCAUCUCAAGAUCAAACGCACCCUGCUGGAGCACCUCAUCAACAGCUGUCCCAACAGCCUCAACAGAAUUCGGGCUUUGCACGCACAGGGCAGGCCUUCUACAACAGCAGAGGUGUGUCACGUGGUGGGCCACGCAAUGCUCGAGGUGGGAUGAAUGGCUAUCGGGGACCUGCUAAUGGAUUUAGAGGUGGAUAUGAAAACUAUCGCCCUCCAUUUUCAAACACUCCAAGUAGUAAUUACGGACAGUCUCCAUUUUCUGCCCCUCGUGACUACUCCAAUUCUGGAUACCAACGUGAUGGAUAUCAGCAAAACUUCAAGCGUGGCUCUGGACCUGGUGGACCUCGGGGCACUCCUCGAGGCCGGGGAGGACUGAUGAGGCCCAGAGGUAUGAAUAAGAAGAUUGUAACUGCGACCCAGAUGACUGCUCAGGAAGUGAUUUAAACUGGACCCUCCCUCUCCCUGCCUGAUGGAAGGGCUUCUUUGUGCAACUGUGAAAUGUACCAAACUGCAACCACAAAUGAAUAUCACAGCAAUUCCUGGAUUAUCGUACCCUCUGAAACCUGACUUGUUAAACCCGGCUAGUCCCUGGCUGUGGAAUCACAUGCCUCCUUUGUGGCAGUGAUUCCACAAUGUGAUUUAAAAAAAAAACAAAAACACCCAAAAAUAAAGCACACUGAUGUAACAGACAAAAAAAUAAAAGUUUAUACAAAAAUGGA